UCCCCCUCAUUAUAAAACUCUCAGAUUAACAGAUGACAGUUAUACAGCAGGUUUCUGGUGACAGAAUGAAGAUCAUCAUGUUUUUCUCACUUUUGCUUCUGGUCUGCUCUGUUUCAGCAGAUCAGACUGAGACUCCAGUCCAACAAUCCAAUACACAGGACAUCCAUGCUGUGCUGAGAGAGCUGACCGCCUCAUUGGCUUUGCAGAAUGAGCAGAUCACUGUCCUACAGAGAGAGAAUCAAGUCAAACAGGUGGCUUUCUCAGCCUCUCUGGGGAAACAAAGCCCUACAGAUACUGGACCCUUUACCACAGAGACUACUCUGAUCUUCGAACAUGUCAUCACAAACAUUGGAAAUGCCUACAACCAAUCCACAGGUAUUUUCACUGCACCAGUGAGAGGAGUCUACCACUUUGAGUUUCACAUAUUUGGAACAGCAGGCAUUCGUGCAGGUGGUUCAUUGUUCAGGAAUGGAGACCUCAUUUGCACUGCAUAUGAACAUCCAAAAUCUGGCAGUGUGAGCGCCUCUAAUGGAGUCUCACUGCUUCUAGAGGUUGGAGAUCAGGUGUCUGUACGUCUCCCGAUUGGUUCAAGUAUUCAUGAAAAUCAAAACCAUCAUACCACCUUCAGUGGUCAUCUGAUUUUCACCAUGUGAGAGGUGUGACAGCUCCAACACUUCCUGUUUGGACUGUCUUGUGUGGGCGGAGCUUAGCCAUUUUUAGAAGUAAAACAGAAAGUAAAUCACCUGCUGUAAUCAGUUUCUUGCUCUCUCUCUCUCUCUCUGGUUGGGUUCUAGUUUUGUGUUUAUUUGUUUCUACUUCUCCUCUGAUUCCACUGACUCAGAUAAUUUACUUCUUCUUCUUAUCUUUGAUUCAAAUAAAUCCAGUUUAAAUGCUCAGUGAUUCUCUUCUCUUUCUCCUUUCUUUGAGUCGGCUCUUCAUAAAGUGCUGCUCCUCCAUUAGGUCAUGAGUAUUUUCUAUAAGUUGGUAAACUGCAUUAUUUUUUUAUUGGCUCCACUGUCCUGUGUUGGUCAGUCUGUUAUUUUGGUGACUGCUGGCCCACAUGUUUGCUUUUAACUGGAGUCUUUCCUGUUAAGUUGAGCAAAAUCCAACAGUUCCUCUUUUUUCUCUUCUUUGAUAAUCAUGCAGGUAUUUUUCUUAAACACUUAACAGAUGUUAAACUUAAUCUGACUAUCAUGAUAAAAAUGUAAACAGCUGAUUUAGUUUGAUAUAAAAAUGUGUGUCAGUGCUGUGGAGGAAUUUGUAGAAGCUGAAAUGUUUCCUUAUUUUUCAUCUGAAUCCAGAUCCAGACACAGAUAACUGACUGUAAACUUACUCGGGUUUAUUUCUUUCUAUUCUUUACUUUCAAAAUAAAAGCAUCGUUGAAACAA
Messenger RNA from Oreochromis niloticus (Nile tilapia), 1388 nucleotides. RefSeq names its product complement C1q-like protein 4. Bases 33 to 653 code for a protein of 206 amino acids. Gene Ontology annotation, molecular function: protein binding. The transcript has 3 exons. The record is from RefSeq and is a predicted model, not a curated record. NCBI's taxonomy places the organism in Eukaryota, Metazoa, Chordata, Actinopteri, Cichliformes, Cichlidae.